Molecule: messenger RNA, 765 nt
Organism: Penicillium olsonii
Lineage: Eukaryota; Fungi; Ascomycota; Eurotiomycetes; Eurotiales; Aspergillaceae
Source: the annotation of a GenBank genome assembly
AUGCCUCCACGCCAGCGCCGUCCGCGCCCCAAGGUUUCUCUUUGGGCGCGAUUCCGAUGGUGGCUACUAGUUGCGCACUCGCCUCUGCAAAUACGAAACAGCCUCUGCCGACUCAGAAGCAGUCGGUACCCGCUCCUUGACCUCAUACGCAUGUUUAUACCGUACCCCUCAUGGUAUUACCCAAUCCAAGGUCCACACUCUCUUCGUGAGCUGAUCGAGGACGAACAAAAUGGGUAUCCGAUAAUCAACGCUCAUUUCGGGGAGAUACACAAUCUGCGAGCGAUUCCUGUUUGGCGAUGGCGGGAUACUCCGCUACGAUCAAUAUACCGCCUUUAUGAACUCCAUCUAUCUGGUCGUUAUGCUCUCAUGGGCUGGGAGACGGAGUAUUUCUUUGGUCGAACGGAUUGGAAGUUGGAAGAUAUACCUGACCCCCAGGACCCGGAUCCGCUGCAUUAUGCAGUGGUCGCUUCGAUCAUGGAGGAGCUCCACGAAGCGGUCAAUUGGAGAUUGGGCUUAGGUCUGCGAAGAAAUAAACAGCAUGUGUUUCGGGAAGAAGACGGCGAUCCCUGGCCGCCAUUCACCCCGGAGAUUCUUCCGAAAUGGACCGCAAAGGUCCCACCGCUUGAUAAAGAUCUGUUGAGGCAAAGUAUUCCAGCUUCAAGUAUUGACAAUGAUGGCAACCUGCGUCUUGACAAUAGUGGGAAGGCACCUCACUCUGCGCGACGUCACAUCGUUACAACCAGAGGAUGGCUCUAUACUGUCUGA